AUUCCCGGCCAUGGGAUCCCAGCAGCAACCUUAUGCUGAUACAGCUCCAAUUUUCACCCAGGCAGAUGAUACUGAAGGUGAAGGAAAAGAUGAUCCUCAGCCAGGGCACAUAGGGGAAGAAGAAGUACGAGCCCUGACAGGGAUAUCCUCUCAACAUGCAGGCCUUAUUGUGGGUGUACUCUUUUUUAUUAAUCUACUGAACUACAUGGAUCGCUUCACUGUAGCUGGUGUUCUUCCUGACAUUGAGAGGUUUUUUGAUAUUGAUGAUAGCAAAUCAGGACUGCUACAGACAGUUUUUAUUAGCAGCUACAUGGUACUGGCGCCUAUUUUUGGUUACCUGGGUGAUCGUUACAAUCGCAAAUACCUGAUGUGUAUAGGAAUCGUCUUCUGGUCUAUUGUGACUCUAGGGAGCAGCUUCACCCCCAAGCAGUACUUCUGGAUGUUGCUACUUACACGAGGCCUAGUGGGUGUGGGAGAGGCUAGCUAUUCAACUAUUGCCCCCACCAUUAUUGCUGACCUGUACUUGGGUGACCAGAGAUCCCGCAUGCUUAGCAUCUUCUACUUUGCUAUACCUGUAGGCAGUGGACUGGGCUAUAUUGUAGGAUCAAAAGUGAAAGAUGUGGCUGAUGACUGGCACUGGGCCUUGCGGGUGACCCCAGGUUUGGGAGCAUUAGCUUUGAUAUUAUUGAUAACUGUGGUGCGUGAACCACCUCGAGGAGCUGUGGAGACCCACACUGAUGCCCCUCUUCAUUACACUUCAUGGACAGCUGAUUUGAGAGCCCUGAGCCACAACCGUAGCUUUGUGUUGUCAUCACUAGGAUUCACAGCUGUGGCAUUUGUAACAGGCUCUCUAGCAUUGUGGGCACCUGCAUUCCUGUACCGCUCACGGUUGGCCGCCGGAAAUCUCCCACCUUGCCCUAGUGGUAAGGUUUGUCAUGGAAACUCUGACAGCCUCAUCUUUGGUAUUAUCACUUGUGUGACUGGUGUCCUGGGUGUUACUGCUGGAGUGGAGAUUUCAAGACGCUGGCAGCGCACCAAUCCCCGUGCUGAUCCCCUGGUGUGUGCCAUUGGACUGCUUGGCUCUGCCCCCUUUCUGUUUCUGGCUGUCGUCUUUGCUCAGCAGAGCAUUGUUGCCACUUAUGUAUUUAUUUUUAAUGGUGAAACCCUCCUUUCCCUCAACUGGGCCAUAGUGGCAGACAUCCUUCUGUAUGUUGUCAUCCCUACUCGCCGUUCCACAGCUGAAGCUUUUCAGAUUCUGUUGUCCCAUCUUCUGGGUGAUGCAGGGAGCCCUUAUCUUAUUGGUUUGAUUAGUGACCGAAUCCAGAGCGAUCGCCCCGUUUCAUUGCUGUCACAGUUCCGAAGCCUGGAAUAUGCACUUAUGGUCUGCAGCUUUGUGGGCGUUAUCGGUGGAGGUUUCUUCCUAGCUACAGCUUGUUUCAUUCAGGCAGAUCGUAAACGGACAGAGCUGUAUGCACAAGGUCAGCUGCAAGAGUCUUUGGAAGGGGAGGACCGCAUUGUUGUUCCUCAGCAUGGGCGAUUAACAAAAGUUCCUGUCUCCAGUGUCCUUAUCUGAAGUCUCAUCUUCAUCCUGCUUCAGUUUUGGAAACUUGAACAGAUUUGUAUUUGGUAGUUGAGUAGACAGAGACAGAGAGACUCUCUUAAAGGCACCAAGGCAGGAUUAUGGACAACAGGAAAUGAAAUCACAUUUUUUUGCUGUGUACAUAGGACUUUUUUUAUAAAUCACAAACACUAUUCACAUUUCUCAGAUGAAUGAGGAUGAAAUGGCAAAAACUCAUCUCCUACUUCCUUUUACUUGGAUGGUUUU
Molecule: messenger RNA, 1825 nt
Organism: Protobothrops mucrosquamatus (brown spotted pit viper)
Lineage: Eukaryota; Metazoa; Chordata; Lepidosauria; Squamata; Viperidae
Product: protein spinster homolog 1-like
Exons: 12
Coding region: 11-1573 (520 amino acids)
Biological process (GO): transmembrane transport
Cellular component (GO): membrane
Molecular function (GO): transmembrane transporter activity
Source: RefSeq, a predicted model, not a curated record